Aspergillus ruber CBS 135680 is the source of this 2487-nucleotide messenger RNA. Its product is annotated as putative PHD finger domain protein. Bases 1 to 2487 code for a protein of 828 amino acids. Gene Ontology annotation, biological process: regulation of DNA-templated transcription. The record is from RefSeq and is a predicted model, not a curated record. Lineage: Eukaryota; Fungi; Ascomycota; Eurotiomycetes; Eurotiales; Aspergillaceae. Gene Ontology annotation, cellular component: RSF complex. The transcript is spliced from 4 exons.
AUGGUAUCGCGAAAGCGCAAUCACUCGGAGGCAGGCGCUGCGCCGGAGAAGGCUCCGGAACAGCCUGGAUUGCUUCAUCGCCUGCGGAAUUGCUGGGAGUUUGCCAAUCUGAUGCAGUAUAUUUCCAUGUUUGGGAAGCCUAUGAAAAUUGACGAGAAUUUCGGAAUUGAGGAUCUGGAGACCGAAUGCCUGAAACCUACCCCAUCGGAGAAACUACUGGAGAUCGGUCUUUGUCUUCUCAAAUGGAUAUCGUCGCAUCGAGGUCUUACAUUCGACAAUUUCGACGAGUAUACACGACGCCAAUAUAAUGCCAAAGCCCCUCACCUGCCAAACCCCUUUGGGCAGGAUGAAGUGCCCAAACGAUUUCUGGACUUCGAUGUCUUCCUGAAACUCCGUGUCUUGCACCAGCUGUCCGUCUGGACGUUUUGGAACCCCGACCGUAUCCGGGAAAAGAUGCCGGAACAAAGGGAGAAUGAUCAGACUACUUGGCGUAUCGAAGAACUAGGUUACGAUAGUGAAGAUCGGUAUUAUUAUGUCCUGGAUGACAACCGGCUUUAUCGCCUUACCUUUCCGCCAAUCCCUUCUCCGAAGUCGCAGCCGAAGUCCAGAAGCAGAAACGCACGAGCCAUUAGAGCCUCCAAACGAAGACGGGUUUCCGGAGCUGCCGGUGAAGAUUCGGAUGAUGCGAACACGGACGCCAAUAGCGAUACGGCGAAGUAUUCGAUGGUCGGAAUGAAAUGGGAAUGCAUCGCCGUGACGCUGGCGGAGUACCAGGCAUUCCUAGAUACUAUCCAGAAAACAAGGGACCCCGACGAGAAAGUUUUAAGGGACCGUCUUAAUGAGCAAGUCAUGCCCAUCAUUGAGAAGGAGGAAGAGGCCCAGCAAAGGGAGAUUGUAAAGCGCGAAAAGGAGCUUUUAAACAUGGAACUGCUUGCCGGUGCCAAGAGGUCCAGCCGUCUCGCUGGAAAAGCGGAGAAAGAGCGACAGGAACGUGAAGCAGAGGAAGAGAAUCUGCAGCAGCAGGCGGAACUAGCUGCGGCUCGCAAGGAAGAAGCCAAACAAAAGAGAAUGGAACAAGAUAGGGAGUUGCGGGUCAACCAACGGGAGCGACGCAUUAAGGAGCGGGAGCGAAAACGUAUUGAGCAUGAAGAAGAACUGGAAAGGAUAACUGCAGAGCAGGAGAAACUUGAACGUGGUGAGAGCAGAAUGUCGGAAAGAAAUCUCAAGGCAGAACUGGAGAGACGACGGAAGGAUCUGGAAGAGAUCUCGCAAGAUGACCAAUGGAUCUUUGAUUGCUCAGGCUGCGGCGUGCAUGGUGAGAAUCUAGAUGACGGUUCGCAUAGUGUCGCAUGCGAGAGAUGCAACGUGUGGCAACAUAGUAAAUGUCUUGGUAUCGGGCAAGAUGAGGCGGAAAAAGAAGACUUCCAUCUUGUCUGUCGAGACUGCAAGCGCCAGGAGGAGGAAGCAAAACUACCAAAGCUUCCACUGUUGAAAUUCCGGGUCGAUUCUGCUUCGAAUUCUCCAUCUGCGGAAGCGUCAUACCAGCAUCGGCUCCAGGAACAAGACCUGCCUUCCCCUUCUAAAAAACCCCAAGGACCUGGCUUUACUAAUAUUCAAAAUGGCUCCCCCUCCAAACCGUCCACACUGUCGCCAUCACUGUAUAUGAACACGGGUCAGCCUAUGUCACCAGAGCGUCGUCGGUCGCAGCCAAUUCCUCGGUUUUCUCCAUCGAAGAGUGCGAAUGGCUUUGGUGUGUUCUCGAAGAACCCGGUACCGACGAAACCAUUUAGUCAGUCUCCGUUACCGCCGGUUCAGCAGUCUCUCUCUCGACGACCAUCAACAUCCAACUCCGUGCAAAACCCAUUUUCAUCACCCAUCCAGAACCGGCCAUCCAUGUCCCCAACCCAGGGAAAUCGCGACGUAGGUCCUCUGGCAGGGUUUCCAGCCGGUGCUCCCUCGAAUGGCGCACCUUGGACUCCUCAUGGACAGCACCAGGCACCACGCCCGAAUGGUCCCAGCCGUGGAGCAUCCGCUUCAUUCCAAAGUAACCCCCCAUCCUUUUCCGCAGCAACACCUAGCAAUUCUCAAUCCUCCCCCCCACAGAGCUCACACGGUAGCAUGUCUCUGUCAGGAAUCAGUCCGACCAAAAACUCGCCACGACCAGUGACAUCGGGGAGUAUAACAGGGGCGCCAAUACUUCCACCAAUCCAGAAGCUCGAACCGAGCCCGAAAUUGAUGGGACGAAGCUCACCGGAUGCCCCGAUCCCUGCCCCUGUCAAGUGCAUGACGCCCGAGCAGGAGGAGCGACGACAACGAGAGAAUUCCCUGAUGAUGCGCGGACGGAAUCCUUCCCAGAGCCAGGGUCAAGGUCAGGGGCCCUCGUUGAUGUCGUCCCCAUCGCUCAAUCGGGUUCCACCCCUGGGGCCGUCAGCUGUGGCACCUCAAUCUACUGCUGAAUCGAGGCAACAGCAAAGUCCCACGAAGUAA